Messenger RNA from Pundamilia nyererei, 1981 nucleotides. It is a transcript of the gene sigirr, whose product is annotated as single immunoglobulin and toll-interleukin 1 receptor (TIR) domain. The record is from RefSeq and is a predicted model, not a curated record. Gene Ontology annotation, biological process: signal transduction. Bases 155 to 1711 code for a protein of 518 amino acids. The transcript has 10 exons. Lineage: Eukaryota; Metazoa; Chordata; Actinopteri; Cichliformes; Cichlidae.
GCAAGGCUGUCGUUUGCAUAUCCGCCUCGACUCUGUUUGUAACCAUAUAAUAAGCCAGGAAAGUUGUGGUUUAGUGAUGUAGUUAAACAGAAAACUCUGCACUCGGUUCAGUGUUCACCUGAGGACGGAGGAAGAGGGAAACAGCUGCCCGCUCAUGGCUGUGAUUUUAGUGGCUUUCACUUUGAUGUGCUCCGGGUUAUGGGACAGAGGUUUACUCGCAGUCGGUCAAACUUGCGUGGAUGAGAGUAGGUUUAAAGAACAGGCGGCAUUUGUCGGGCAUCCAUAUCAACUACAGUGCCCUCUGAAGAUUGCUCAGAGCACAUCUCAAACACAGCUGACCUGGCAAAAGGACUGCGUGCAGCUCCCUACAAAUGAGAGCAAAAUCUACCUGGACUUUAAUAGCCUAAAUUUGGAAGACCAAGGAAAUUACACCUGUAAGCAACAGAGCAACAGCACGGUCACAUUUACUGUGCGUCUCCUAGUUAAAGAGUCUCAGUGCUCCAAGGCUCCAGAAUUUAAACCUAACGGGGGCUCGACAACACUCUGGGAAAAUGUGGGAUCCACUGUGAAACUGAACUGCACUGCUCUCCUCUUCUGGGACCCAGCAGAGAAGCAAUGUGACACCACGUUGCAGUGGAGUAAAGAUGGUCAUCCCCUCAAUAACCACACACUUUCCUCGCUGAACACAUCAUCAUGGUCUCCCGGUGCCAACCAGCUGAUGAUAAAUAGCUUCCUAGUGAUCACCCUCAGAGAGCUGGAAGAUUUUGGGCUGUACAGCUGCACAGUGAGGAACAUUUCUGCUGACUUCAGUCUGAAGAAUCUAGGCAGCCCCAGUCACACAGGUGCCGUGAUUGCAGCUGUCAUCCUCCUCCUGUUCCUGGCUUUAGCUGCUGUCAUUUACUCGAGGUGCCACCUGAACAUCAAACUCUGGUACAAGAACUCGUAUGGAGACUAUGAACUCAAUGAUGGGAAAUUAUAUGAUGCCUAUAUCUCAUAUGUGAAUAAUGACUAUGACAGGAAGUUUGUCAACUUCGUACUCAAACCUCACCUGGAAAAUAUAAAUGGGUACAAAGUGCACCUCAAUGACAACGACAUACUACCUGGUGCAGAUCCUUCUGCAGAGCUCCUAAUGAACAUGAGUCGCUCUCGGCGCCUCAUCGUGCUGCUCUCUUUUGCUUACCUUGAACAGGACUGGUGUUCCAGUAACUUCAGACAAGGCCUCCUGCACUUGUUGGAGUUGUGUCAGCAGCCCAUCUUCAUCUUGUUGGAUGGUCAGUAUAAGCGCAUGAGGCCAGAGGUCAAACAGCAGCUUAGUGAGCACCAGCACUGCCUCACCAUACUUACCUGGAGACACAACUCUGUGACGCCUUCAUCUGUCUUCUGGAAAGAGCUAGCUUUAGCAAUGCCUCGCAGUGUUGUCUUCCACAAGGAGUCUGCUGGUGACCCUCAGACAUUGCUGGAGGAUGACAAAGACCCAAUGCUGACCCUUCAGCCGGACCACCUGGACUACCGUUCAGAUACGGACCCUGCCGGUGAUCUGGGUCUUCGCCUCCCUGUCUACAAAGCUUUGUCUUGCAAAGCUCCAGUUCUCCCCGCUGCAACCAGCUCAGCAGCUGAGCCAAAACCCUCUGACAUCGACAUCUCGGACCUGGGAUCACGCAACUACGCAGCACGCUCAGACUUCUACUGCCUGGUCGCUGAGGACAUCUGAUUCACACUCCUUUCUAAAACUCGACGCUCUGUAGAGAUCGCUGUCGGCACGUCUAUUUUUUGUUUUCUGCAUCGUGUAGCCAACUGUUUCCAAUCUGUACAAUGUGUUAUUAAAAUCAGUGUGUUGCUUUCUGUUUCUACAUGCCAUAGAUGAUUUUUAGCAUUUUUACAUUUCAUACUGAUGUGUAACAUACUUUGUGAGAAAUUGUCUGAAGUAUUUCAGGGAAGUAAGUGUAAUUAAGAGUGUGUGUACAAUAAAUAUUUUAUUAAU